Styela clava is the source of this 4864-nucleotide messenger RNA. RefSeq lists its product as uncharacterized. Gene Ontology annotation, cellular component: plasma membrane. The record is from RefSeq and is a predicted model, not a curated record. Gene Ontology annotation, biological process: signal transduction. Lineage: Eukaryota; Metazoa; Chordata; Ascidiacea; Stolidobranchia; Styelidae. Gene Ontology annotation, molecular function: signaling receptor activity; protein binding.
GUAGGGUGAGAUAAUAUAGAGUAGAACUUUUUUUUUUUACAAAUAAACCAUGCAAACUAUAGAGAGAAAUCACGCACAUUUUGCAAUAGUAGUGUGAGAUGCGUGUUGACACUUCAGUAGUUUUAAAGUUGUACUUAAUUAAGAAACUCAUUGAAACAGAAGGCAGAUAAGAGACCCAGCUUCACAGUGAACAGAUUUGAUUACAACAUGCAGUUUGGAAAUUCAUCAUACAAAAAAUAGGGAUUGUACUUAGACCUAUUAUUCAGUCUGGCCAAGGUUUAGCAGAUGGAUGUGCGUAGAUUAUUACUUCCUGGAAUUGUUACAACACGUGAAAGACGCUUACGCAUGUGUAGUGAUCGCGAAAUACGAGAUGAAUAGUUUCAGAAGAUACUUUCUAUGAUUUAAUAAAUCUUCACUAAAUACAUAAUUUAAUGUUGAAGGGGAUAAUUAGCUCAAGUCGAAUUUCAGUUUAGUAUUUAGUAUAUUUUGUGAAAUGUAUAUAAAAUUUUGCCACACUUAUAUUCGCAAUCAGCAUUUAGUGGACUUAGAGCAGGAGUUACUUUCUUAAGUAGGCCAAAAAAAUAGACUAGGUUAUUUGGCCAGAGGAUUUAAAUCUCAAUAUAACACUAUGAAUAAAAAACAGUUUACUUAUAAAUAAAUAGCGUCAAUAACAUUCGUCUGCUGCUCGUUUCACUGAUGUAGGGCAAUAAUUGAUGUACGGGACAAGAGGGAAAAAACUCUUGAAGCAUUCACAGCUACACGAAAAAGGUUUUUGGGAGUAGAUCUCUGAAAAAACGUCAUUUGUAGGCUUAACACAAGUAGAGACGCUAUUCUGGGCAGAGACGCUAGAGUUUUUACAAUCACAUAAAUAAUUUGGAUGGAUGACUUUGAGGUAUAUGAGGCUCGUUUUGCAGAAUAUAUUCGGUUGUGAAUAAUAUGUGGGCAGUUCAGUUACAGUAUUUAUUUUAGCCAACGAUUUCUUAUUCCCAUCAAUAUUUGCAACGAAAAUUUAUAUCCAUAAACACUAUGGACAUAAUUUUAGCAGGCACGAGUGGGCCAGUUUGAACACAGCGGUGAGCCGGAUCCGGCCCAGGGCCAUAAUUUACCCAUCCCUGAGCCAGAGAGACUGACUGAUUUGAAUUAUUUCUAAGCAGUCAUCAUUAGCACCACCCAUGGUCAUGGGGUAUUAUUUAUUGUACAUAAUGCAAUCAUAAUUUGGAUAUAGAAAAUGAAGAUAUGCUGUGAAAACAUCAUGAGCUUUAUGGUGACAUGGACUACACUUACGAAUUCUUUUGAACUACUGGUCUACAAUGAAUGUCCUUUGAUCAAACGUUGCGGCUGUACAGAUGAUUCAAAAAUUGAGGGAGGAAUUGUAAUAUCAUGUAAGAACAUCACCACCAAUGAUCUACAAAAAUUGCCACUGGAAAACAUGACCAGAAUAACUAUAAAAGACUCCACUUUCCAAGACCCCGCGGACAUUGGAAUAUUACGAAAAAGCACCAUUAAAUACAAUGAAGAAUAUUACAGUGUUUGCCACCGAGAUUAGUCAUUUUCUUGGGAAUAUAUGCCAGACAACAUUAUGAAGAUAACUCUUGGUAAAACAAAAACAAAAAAUAUAUUUUCAAGCAAAGAACUGAAACCAGAUGGAACUUUCAUAUAUGAAUGUGGGAUGCAGCAUAUAAAGAAUAUUACUGCCCUGUAUCUGCUAAGACAGGAAGAAAUGAGAACAAUUCCUCCAUGCCUACCCCCAACACUGGCAAGAUUGUCAUUCAAAAGCGCAGAUUUGUCAAGUCUUGGCGAAGACAGGGAUGACGAUGGCAGAACCACAAUUAUAUGGCCUGAAUCUUUGAAGAUAUUGCAAUUUUCAGAUAAUAACAUUACAACUCUUGCAGAUAGAGUAUUUGCUAAUUCCCCGCAAAGUUUAACUUGGAUCAUAUUUCGAAAUCAGCCUAUAAUGAAUGGAGCUUUUUUACUUAAACUGCCAGCUUCCACACUUUUAAAUCUAAGACUCCAAAGUGCACCAAUUGCAUCAAUUUUUGGGAGGCAUUUUGAAAAUUUCGAAAAGAAAACAUACUACAACAUCUUGCGAUAACGUACUGCAAUCUGGUAGCAAUACCUAUGGGCAUACCAACAUCAGUUUUAAGUCUUCAUUUAGAAGACAAUAAGAUCAAAGUAAUAGAUCCAAUGGCAGUGAAGGACUUGACAAAUCUCAAGUAUAUUGGAUUAAAGAGAAACUUGCUGAAAUUUAUAUCCGUUGGACUUCCAAAAAGUUUAGAAGAUAUCCAGCUUCCACACAAUCAAAUUCUCUCUUGUCACACUGAAGCAUUUAUUGAACUUAAAAACUUAACUACUCUCAACCUAUCCAACAACAGGUUGAUGAACAUUCCCACAGGUAUUUCGCAUGGUAUUUUACAUUUCGAUGUGCAAGGAAAUCAAAUAUCAGAGAUUGGACCACAUUCGAACUAUGAAUUCUGUGCCAACUGCAAAGUGUUUAACAUUCUUGAUAACCCAUGGGCUUGUAAUUCAAAUAUGAUAAAAUUUUUAGUCUGGAUAAGUAAACCCAAUAUCAGUAAAACAAUAUCAUCUGACAUAUCUAAAUAUGUGGAAUGUGAAACUGGAAUGCCAGGUCUGAAUGAUAUGAUUUUGGAGAAAAUUAUGAGCACUUUGAUAAUAUUUCAAAAGCUUGGUUGCUUCUAUAAUGUGGCAGUUCUGAAUUGUACAUCAAGCAAAAUGGAGACAAUCCCAAGAAUCGAAAAUAAUUUGAAGAAGGCUAUAAUUGUCAAUAAUGCAUUGCCUAUGAAUGGAACUGAUUAUGUAUUUUAUGGACAAAAAUCCUUAACAAGAGUUCAACUUGAAAAUAUUGGAUUAUUUUGGAUACCGAGAGGUUUACCAGAAAGUAUAUUAUACCUGAGCUUGGCAAACAACAAAAUAUCAAGUCUUUCUGAAAAAGAUGGAGAAGCUUUGAAGAAUCUAACAAAUGUUCGAGAAAUAAACCUGAAGAACAAUAAACUAUUUACAAUGCCAAUGAAUCACAUACUAUCGUUAUCCUACUUAGAGAUGGUAGACCUGUUUGGAAAUCCAUUGAUAUGCAACUGUGAAUUAUGGCCCUUCAUUGUUUGGCUAUAUGAGAAGGAACACCAGGAAAGAUUAGAGAACAAUGGAGAAAUAAAUCAACAUGGUACAUGUCAUGCACCCAUGGAUAAGAUUGGAACUGAUAUCACAUUUUUAAAAAAUUAUUUCUGGUAUGAAAAACCAUGUAUUCAGCAUACCUGUGAAUGGGACAGAAAAUAUCCAGACUUGGAUUGUUCAUACGGCAAAGCAAUGGAAAUCUCCAAAAACUACACAGAUAUAAUGGGUCAAUUGCCGGCUAUAGCACAAAGUGGAUAUUGGAAGAAAAUUAACUUGAGUGGGCUGGGAUUGCAAAAUACAAAAAUAAGAUUGAAUCAUUUGUAUGGUUUGAUAAACAUCAACUUGUCAAAUAAUUCAUUGAACAGUUUUCCUCUUGUUGGAUUACCUGGUACUGUGCAAAAUCUGACUUUAAAGAACAAUAACAUAAGCUCACUGCCAAGUAUUGAAGGCAUAAAGCGGCAUCUCCCAGAUUUGAAAUAUCUUGAUCUGCAGAAGAACAAAUUAACAUCAUUGAAUGAACACGAUGUUCAAUUGUUCCCGCUGCUAACGAAAUUUCUGUUACAUCAAAAUCCACUGGUUUGUGACUGCAAACUAAGACAGUUUGUGGCAUGGAUUGCAGCAAACCAUGACAAUCCCAGUGUUAUGAGAAGUCAUGAAUUAGAGAGACUGACAUGCUAUGCUCCAUGGAACUUAGCAGGUGACUUAAUCAUGAAUCUUACAGAAGCGAAAUAUUGUCCAGAUGUCAACGUUGGUGUGAUAAGUGGUGGAUUGGUUGCUGGAGUGUUGUUUCUCAUUGUCCUAGCAAUUGCAUGCAAUAUAUACAUGCACAGAAAAUGCAAGAUUCGAGAAAAAGAAGCCAUAUUGCAAGGUUUUCGAGAAUUAUUACAGCAGGAAGCUGGAUUUGAUGACACCGAUCCAGAAACUGGGGUGAACAUGAUUGAACCUACAAGAUUUAAGUAUGAUGCAUUCGUAUCUUAUGCACCACAUGAAGAAGACACAGAAUUUGCAAUGUGGCUUCUGGAUGAGUUGGAGAUUGAACAGAACUAUAAGCUAUGUGUACAUGAGAGGGAUUUUGUCCCAGGAACUGGCAUAGCAGAUAAUAUUGUGGAAUGUAUAGGUGCAUCAAAGCGCAUUAUUCUAAUUUUAUCAAACCAUUUUGUAACAAGUCCAUGGUGUCAAUAUGAAGUUCAAAUCGCACUUACAGAGCUCCAUCAAAAGAGGAAAAGCAAACUUCUUGUACCUAUUUUGCUGGAGGAACUGGAUGGAAAAGUAGAAGGAAGUGUAAAAACGUUUUUAUCAUUGAUAAAAGGUAUAAGAAUACCACAUAACCAGAGUCAUUCUCAGUGGACUGUGUUCUGGAAUGAAAUUAAAGAAGCAAUGCCAGAAGAACCAAUUCAAGAUAGCAUUGUAUGAGAGAGAAAUUGGCAGCAACUCAUAAAAUGAGAGCAUGCUAAUGGGUUCUGCAGAAGCACACUUAGAGACUGAAGAAAUCCCAUAAAAACUUGGAAUAAAAAUGGAAAACAAUGGAAUUCGAUAUCUUGUGUGUCUAACUCAAUGGUUCUCAAAAAGUGGGGUGCGCCUCAUAUGCGUAGAGAAUUUUUUGAGUGGCGUAAAUCUAAUAAAAAAUAAAAAUAUUUGUUAGAUUUGAUCUUGCCAGCCUUAUUUUGGACAUUUACAUUUCAAAACUUUCCAUAUAUUUUAUUAUUUACAUUCCAUCCACGCAUUUUCAACAUGU